AUGAUCAGCAACGGCCCAGUAAAACUAAAUGAAACCAUCGCAUUCACAAUCUCUUUGGAAAAACUCGGCACCCAAACCUGCAUGUGGGUUGACUUGGGUGAUAAUAGCUCCCUUCUCGUAUUCGGUGACGACUCUUGUCCUGGUAGGAUCGAUGUUUCUCAGGUUAACCCAAAUAUCUUGUUGGAGCCACGUUUGAAAUUCUCCUUCAAAAGUUCAGACACCCAGGAGAUUGUCAUUAAUCAUGUGUAUUCGGUACGUGUUGGUUCUUAUGACGUCAGGAUGAACGCGUCAAAUGAUGUUUCCAUGGUAACACAAGAAAUGGUCGCCGUUGUUCAGCUUUUCGUUUGUCGUAACCCCAACGUGACAGUAGUAGGUAAUUGGUUACUUAUUGGUUUUUCGUGGCAAUUACUGCGUGUUUCCCAAAACUGCAUUUAAGGAUAUUGUAUUGUAACGUCACUACAAGGAGAAACCCAAAUUGGAAUACGCCCCCAAUGAUUUCUGAAAAUCUUUGAAUGAUGGCCGAAUAACUGUUUAACAAAGCUGUAACAAUUUUUCAACCAUGAAAAGAUUGUUAUUUGGUGGGCUAUGAAUUAAGCUAAAUAUUGCAUUAGCUAUUACCAUAGCUGGAAAGAGCUUCGUAAAAUGAGUAAAAUUGCAAAGUUUGGUUGCGAAAUGUUGUAAAGUGAAGAAAAUAUAGCGCUGUGCAUUUCGCAAAUUUUGUAUAUACUUGCAUUACGCGCGAGAAAAAUAACCAUUUUUGAGCCGCAAGUGGUUAUUUUUACUGCGCGUAAUACAAAUAUAUACAAUAUUUGCGAACUUCACAGAGCUAGCAACCAAUUUCUUCACAGAGCUAGCUUCACAUUUAGCAACCAAUCUUUGCAGUUUUACUCAUUCUAAGACGCUCUUUCUAGCUGUGGAGUUGGAUUUCGUUCUUCUUCCCUUGAUCAAAAUUUAGUCUGCAGCUAGAAUCGCCCAUUAUUAAUACUGUUUUAUUUUUUCAUUACUCAGGUUUAUCCCCAAAUUCGUCCAACGUCUUAAAUGCAGCUCAAGUCUACCGCUCGAUGCCCAUAGCUUUGUCAACCGAGAAUGUUAUAGAUUGCGAGAUGACGGACAGAACGAAAACAAAGUGGACUGUAUUCAAAUUUGAGGACGAUCCUCGCGUUCUGAGAACGGUUCCCAUUUCCAGUUUAAGAAAGACAGCGUAUCACUCGGAUAUUUCUACCUCGGAGCUUUUACUCCCCGGAAGAGAUUUAUCAUAUGGCUUCUACGAGAUUAGUGCCCGGGUAGAAAUGACUGGUUUACCGGAUGUAUUUGGAAGUGAUUCAGUUUAUAUCCAGGUGGUGCAGACUCCUUGGCUUGAGGCUGCUGUCAUUGGCGGGUCAUUUUAUACUGCGCCUUUUGGAUUUAUUGUAAGCUGUCUAUUUAUUAUUAAUAUACUCUAAAAACAUCCUGAUAAUAUAACAAAUUAGAAGGAGGUCCAUUUUCGCUAGAUGUACGAGAAGCGAUGUACAACGGACCGGUUGUUCAAAGCUGGGUUAGCUUAGGUUAACCCAGGUUAACCUAAAAUUCAAAUUAAAGCAAACUUCCCCACAGCUAGUCUAUAAAUUUGGAAAUAUUUCUUCAGAAAUCUUGGCUGGGUCGAUAGACGUUUACUUUUCUGAAGUUUUGAAAUAAACAGACGUGUAGAAAUACACAAACUAAAACGGCAGAUUAAAUUUUAACCCAGGGUUAGCACUAACCCACCUUUGAACAACCGGUCCCUGGUUAAAAAUUUUCUCAUCUAAAAUGAACCCUCUUUGGGGUAACAUAAUGUUCCGGUUAAAUUUCCAGGUUAAUUUAACCACAAUCCUGGUUAACUUGUUCAUAGUUCUGGCUAAUAUAACCAGGCUAUAUGGUUAUGGCUGAACCAGGUUAUGUUAGGUGCAUUAUUAUAACCAGGAAUUCGUGGUUAAUAGUAAAAAAUUGUGAACAUUUUUAUUCUUUACGUUUCGACUAUAAUUUAAGUCAUCUUCUUUUUCUUUUUUCUUCUGAAGAUGACUUAAAUUAUAGUCGAAACGUAAAGAAUAAAAAUGUUUACAAUUUUCGAAGUGUCUAUUGUUUUGUGUUUUAUUAAAAUACUCUAUGGCAACCGCAAUUUUUCAAACAUUAAGCCUUGUUAAAUUAGGCACGAUAGUGAUCAAAUUAACCAGGACUGUGGUUCACGAAGUGAUUUUUUCAAUCGUUGUAAAAUUGCUUGAGAAGUGAUACGACUACGAAAUUAUUGGGGUUUUUUUCUUAUUUCCAGGGAAUUUUAAAUUCCUCCGCGUCUUCGGAUCCAGACUUUUCCGCUACAGAUGGCAUGAGUUCUGUUUGGUAUUGCAGAGGUGGUGAAGAUCUUGAAUUCAUUUCAUCGAACCUAACUCAUGAACCGCUUGUCUCCAACGAUGAUCCCGUUCCCCUGCUAGCAAAUGAGGUAAGUGAGUCAACAAUGUGGUUACGGGUUCAUUAUUACAGUCGGUUUCACAAAACGUUUAUACCAAAAUGUCCAAACUUCGUUCCGAAGUUCGCAAAGUUCGUUUCGAAGUUCACAAGUUCAACAUUGAAAUUCACAAGCCGGUUUGUAAACAAGACCUCUGAUUGGUCCAUGAAUUGAAAGAAGCCAAUCAAAUACUUAGUUUACAAAUCAGUUUCUGAACUUAUGAACUUGGAAACUUCAAACUGUGGAACUUCGAAAUGAACUUGCAAACUUUGAAACGAAGUAAUUCGGAACAUUUUGACAAAUGUUACGUGAAAUCGACUGUAAGGCUCCACUUCGACCGUAUCGUAUCGUAACGUAUCGUAGCAUUUUCUUUUGUGUCGAAGUCAUUGGUUCCACUCUAGCGCUCAGGAAACAAAGAAACACGCUACGUUUCGGAACGAUGUACGAUUGAAGUGGAAAACUGAAAUAAGACAGAUUUAUAGAAAGACGACGAGGCAAACACGACGACUCAAUUUCAGCUCCAGAUUGAGAUCCAAGGAACUUGAUUAACAUAAGAAGUUGAAGCUUUUUAAAAUAUCUAAUUAAAUUUCUAACUCAGAUUUUUAGCUGAAAGAAUCGAGGUUUUUAUCAAAUUGGUAUGGCUAAUUGGCAGCAUUUUUGCAUCAUAGCGCUCGGGCAAGGAAGUAAAAAACUUUUAAAAUCUUAUGUUUUGCCAUAUGUGUGGAAGAUUACCACAAACUGACACAAACAUAGUUUCUAAUCCAGCCCCCAAUCUGACGUCCGCAUUGGCAAGAAGAUCGCUUGCUUAAUUAGGCUGGUUAAUGUUGACUGGGAUCGCUUAUUAAUCGUGUGUUGAGUUUGUGCUGAGACAAAUUGGUCAGGUGGUAGAGCUUUCUGGUAUGCCAAUAAGCCGAAAAUACCGCAGUAUUUAAGUAGAAAAUAGAACCAGUUAUAAGAAGCGACUCUGCUAGAUUUCAUACUAACUACCUGUUUUAUAAUAACUAUAGCCUACUACAGGCUUUCUUAUGUAUGUUUUUUUUUAUAUGCCGGCAGGAUAGCACAUCACUUUAUAUUCCUUUCUUUCCAGUCUCGUGGCUGUUUUGGAUCGGGUCGAGGACGCAUAAAUACUACAAAUUCUACACUUCAAUUGGACACAAGGAAGAUGAUUCAGAAGAAAACGUAAGUCGUUCAUGGAGUUUUCAAAUACCUAAUACAUAACCAUUCCUCAUCUGAAAAAUUUGGCAUUAAAAAAUCAAAAAAUCAUGGGUUGGAUCAGCCAUGCACUUAUGUAUAAUAUAUCAAUUUGUUUUUUUUAGUUAUGUUAUUCUGCUUGUGGUAUCUACAAGUCAUCCAGAGUUUGGUAUCCGUCAAGCUAUGACCACAAUCUUCUUUCGUGUGGAGUCUGGAAUCCCACCACAGCUGCAAACCAGGUACGAUAUACAUAUACUUAAAAUAUGUUCAAAUAAAUGCCGCGUUCAAACAAACUACUCAUCAAUGAUGCCCCGAUACCAUGCAACAGUGUUGAAUUUGUGGGGUAAAAUCGCCAGAUUUAUCGUAAUUGAAAAGGUGUGCUUUAAAAUAUUUGUGAAAGAAACUAUACCGUAUAAAAUCAGUGGUGUAACUUAUUAAACUUAACUACACCUUUACCACUUGCCAUCAUGCAGGACAAAUGAAACAUGAAUAAACUGGUUGCCGGAAUAAAAUCCACAUUGGUUGCCAGAAUAAAAUCCACUUCGCCUGCACAUAUUAACAACAUUUGAAGCAAAUAAGGAUUCAUUAAUCACCAUUCGAGUAUCAUGUUUUCCUUUAACCAAUUCAAUUGAAGAUUUGGAGUGUUGAUUUCAGCUGCUUUUGUUAAUAAAGAAUAAAAAAACAGAAUAAAAAACAAAAUUUGAAUAUUUUUGGUUCGAGUCAAUGUGUUUGAUCCGUUUGAACAAACCUUUUUUAAAACCUUAAAAGGUUUUAAGAAACCUCUUUCUGUCUGUCUUUCAUUGUAUACUUGCUUUUUCCCGUUGUUACAGCUGCUACAAAAACUGUAAAGAUAAAAUAAUUUCUGAUGAGAAAACUAUACUACAGUCGGAGUGCUCGGCAUUCUGCUCUGGAGAGUUGACGUUCAGUUGGUCGUUAUAUUGUUACGACGACAUCAACACCCCUGAACCUUUGAACUUGUCGUCACUGCACGAAGUUCCUCAAAGUGAAUUUCAGGAUAUGGUCUAUAAUCCAAUCAAUGAACUGGAUCUUGCUAUCAAACCUUACUCGUUACGACCUGGCAAGAAAUAUACACUAGCAUUCCGAGCUACGCGUCCGACUGGUGCCUUUGGGGAACUGAGAACUACUCUACUCGUGAAUUCGCCGCCAGCUGGUG
Messenger RNA from Paramuricea clavata, 4823 nucleotides. The record is from the annotation of a GenBank genome assembly. Lineage: Eukaryota; Metazoa; Cnidaria; Anthozoa; Malacalcyonacea; Plexauridae.